Molecule: messenger RNA, 4605 nt
Organism: Frankliniella occidentalis (western flower thrips)
Lineage: Eukaryota; Metazoa; Arthropoda; Insecta; Thysanoptera; Thripidae
Product: ataxin-2
Exons: 12
Coding region: 639-3599 (986 amino acids)
Biological process (GO): cytoplasmic stress granule assembly
Cellular component (GO): cytoplasmic stress granule
Molecular function (GO): RNA binding
Source: RefSeq, a predicted model, not a curated record
GAAAUGUUCACCAAGCAAAGGAGCUUGAGAUUAGAAAGGCAAACUUAUCGAAUCGGAUCUUGGAUUUAAGUAAAAUUAUUUGUUGAUAUGAAUAAACAAUAGGGGGAUUUAGCGGCUUUGAAAAAGAGAAAUUGAAUAACUCCAGCACGAAAGUUGGAACGCACCCUAUAAACAUUACCCCACCAGUGACAAAAAGUAGGGCGAGUCACUGUACAAUAUAAAUAGAUUUAUCGCGCUAACGUUCUUGAUUUUGUAUAAUUACGAGACGAAAUAUUACCUUAUGAAGCGCAAAAGUAAGGCACUCAAUGAUGACAUUAUGAUUAUUGUGAAUUGAGUGACAAGCUCCAAUCGAUUACGUCACGAGUCCCUGUGUUCCUACGCCAUGUUAGCACAACUGCCCAUCGAGGCAAAGUCUGUGCCUAAAAAGUUGAGAAAAUCUUUAUAAUUUAUAUAAAAGUUUCUUUUUUUACGAUUUAAUUGUGCUGGCAGUGAAAUCACCGCAAUAAGCUACUUGGGUUGAAGAAAUUCAUCGUAGCCAAGAGUAACUUUACUUGGAGCCUGUCAAAAAAUCUGCCAAAAUUCCGGUCCCUACAAGAAAACGCGAAGGCGCCUAUCCCGGCAGAAACGAGGACAGUAAAAUGAAUAACAAACGAAAAAAUCGUCCAAACACAGGAAGGUCUACUAGGGCUCGACCGGAAAGAACUAUUAUUGCAGAAGGCAUUUACAAUAAUGCACAUUUUAUGUAUGCCAUUACAUGUCACAUUGGUAAUACAGUUCAGGUUCAGACCCAGAAUGGCUCUGUCUUUGAAGGUGUUCUGAGAACAUUUUCUUGUAAUUUAGAAAUAGUAUUGGAACUAGCACAUCAAGUGGAUCCUAAUGAUAGCUCAAAAAUAAGACCUGAAAGUGUUGUUGAUAAACUAAUAUUUAGACCAAGUGACAUAGUAAAUAUUGAAGUAAAGGAUGUAGAUUUGGAGUAUGCAACAAGAGACACAUUCCAGACAGACACUGCUAUCAGUAAAUUUAAUGGUCAAGUUACUGAAAGAGAACUUGAACCAUGGGAUGGACCUAGUAUGAAUGGCGAUGACUUGUCUCUUGAAAUGACUGGUGAUGCUAAUGGAUGGGACGCACACGAUAUGUUCAGGAAAAAUGAACAGAUUUAUGGAGUUCAAACCAAUUUUGAUCAAAACUUAGUUGGAUACACAAUUCCAUUACAGAAAUCAGACAGUAAAGAAUAUAGGGAGAUAGAAGCAAAAGCUGCACUGCUAGCUAAUGAGAUUGAAAACAAUCCCAAUUACAAAGCUCGCAUCGACCUUGAAAAUGGAGAUGAAGAGGAAAGGUUUGCAGCCGUGUCUCGUACUGGUGAAGGUUCAUCAAGUCCUAGCACAGAAGGAAAAUAUGUUCCUCCUGCCAAAAGGAAGAACCCUCAAACAGGGAAACUCUCUCGCCCUGCCCAAUCACCAGCUCCAAACCAGAGUUCUCAGGAAAGAGAGAGAGACCGAGAACGGGACAGAGAUAGGGAUGACCGCAGAGACAGAGAGGAUAGGAGGGAUAGGGAUGAAAGGAGAGAGAGAGAAGACAGAAGAGAGCGAGACAGGGAAAGGGUAGACCGCCGAGAUGGUGAAUCUGGGCCACAGAGACCACCUCAGGGUGCUGUUGCUCCUGUUCAUCAGGGGCCUCAACCUCAUCCUGUGCCUCAAGGGCCACCAAUACAGGUGCAGCCUGUCCAGGUCGUGCAGGUUGCCCAAGUGCAACAAGUGCCAGUACCGCAAGGCGCUCAAGGACCCCCUGGACAAAUCCCAGCUUCAGCACAAGGGCCCAAACAGUAUCCGCCCUUCCAUCAUUCUCCCCACUACCCUCCACCUGCACAAGUUGUCGCUCAAUACCCUCAGGGUAGUCCAGCAGUGGUAGCAUAUGGCCAACCUGCGUAUCCAGCACAAGUGCCACAGCGUGUAGAUAAUGUGUACCCAAUGACACCCUCACCGCAGGGUGGCUACCCAGGCCAACCUCCUCUCCCUCAGAGAGAGCACAAGGUCAAUGGCAUGGAGCCUAGAGGACAGCGACCGCCCGUGUCUGGUCGAGGUGGUCCAAACCGUGGCUACCACAUGCCCCCCGACAUGGGCCCCCGCUACUCCCCUGGCCAGGGCCCCAGUCCGGGUCAGGGGGAGCAGAUGGCCGGCGACGGCAAGCCUGGCCACGGUCACGGCGCUGGGCACGGUCACGGGGCGCCGGGAGGCCACCAGCACAUGGCUGGCCCUGGGGUCCCCGCAGGCCCGCAGCCUUCGCGCACCCCGCCCUCCCAGGCCAAGGAGCACCGGGAGCGGGAGCCCCGAGAGCCGAGCAAGCCCCGCGAGCCGAGGGAUCAGUCCGACAAACAGACCGCUGAUGGGCAACAAAGGAAAGGAAGAGGUCGUGAUGACCAAGUUUCAGAACUGAAAAAAUUCAGCUCUGAUUUCAAGCUUGGGGAGUCUGAAGACGGAAAGAACAAGGUUCAGUCGACCUCACCUGGAGCAUCCGGUCAAGUUCAAACUCAGCAGACCCCUCCUCAGGCACAGGCAGCAGCCCCCGUUAGUACUCCGACAGCCACAACGCCUCAACCCCCACCCUCUGGGACCCCCAAUGAGGCUGAUAGGACCACUCCUAAAAGUGGAAAAGAAAGUGGGCAGGAUGUCGAGAAACUAUCAUCAACUCUAAAGAAAUCAACCCUUAAUCCAAAUGCCAAGGAAUUUGUAUACAACCCCAAUGCUAAACCAUUCACACCUCGCUCUCCGAGUACUCCCACACCAAGCCGACCUCAUACACCUCAAACUCCUAGCUAUCCACAGCCUCCAGUAUCACAGCAACAACAGCAAGGACCUCAAGUCCCCCCCAUGGGCAUGCAAGCUUAUGUUGUUACUAAUAACCCACAAUUCAAUACUCCCAAUCCUCGCAACCCGCGCUUUGGUAAAAUGCAAAUGAGUAUGCAGCACCGGCCGGAUAUUGCCCAAGUGGCUAAUGUUACAGGAACUCCACUUCUGGCACCUGCUCCCAUGCAUGGGCACUUCUCCAUGCCAUACUCACCUCAGCCCUACCAACCGCAGAUGGUGCGAAUGGUAGCUCAGCAGGUGCCUCUGAAUGCCCUUCCUCAGUACCACCACGACUCGCCGGGCGCGCCCCACGCCCACCAACAGCCCCCCCUCGCCGUGCACCCCCAACACCCUCACGCCCACCAGUCCCACCAGCACGCCGCGCACCAGUCCCACAUUGCGCAGUACAUCGCACAGCAGCCCCAUCCGCACUCGCCCCACCCCGCCGCCCACGCCCACCACGGCCCGCCCCCGCAGCAGUCCGGCUCGGGGGCCGUGCAGCAGUCUGGGCAGCAACAGGCCCAGUCACACCCACCCUCCCCCGCGGCGCCGCCCCCCAACGCGUACCCUCCGCCGACACACCACCCUCACCAACACCCGUCGCACCACACCAUCCCCUUCAUGUGCAUCCCGGGCCAACAGAUGGCCCCCCAACAUCCACAUCACCCUCAAAUGGUACCUCAAUAUUUACAUCAUCAGCAACAACAUCCAGGGAACCAACAUCAACAAAUGGUGAUAUUGCCGCAUAGCCAAUGAUGGGAUGCGGUCUAAGUAGCAAAAAAGAAAGUAAUAACUUAUGAGUAAUUUAAAAAAAAAAAAGGGUUUUAAAAGCAUGAGAACAAGGUUAUAUGAAGAUCAUAACUAUGCCUGAGAUAGGUUGUAUGAGUUCAUGCAGCCAUUAGUUCAAUUGAAUCAGUGUCAUUGUUCACUCCUCCUCCUAGCUGUUGUUUUAGUCUUGUUAAUGCUAGGGGUAAGAGUGAUAGGUCAGAAAUGGCACAAAUUAAAAAAAAAUCAUCCCUCUUCAAAAUAUUUGUUAGUUCCAAAGUUGUUGUGAGAGUAUUUGUUGCUACAACUUCAUGAACUUGUCUUUCUCAGUGAUCUAAAUUUUGUUAACCCAGCAGUCCGCAGUAAAAGCAGUUGCCUAGGUUUUACAUGGAAAAAAAUUAACAUGGAGUUUGGAUUCCAGCAAAUUUUAUGCUCAUUCUUUUGUUUGUAUGUUAAUUGCAUUGUGAUCUGUGAAGACUUUUUUUUCUCCUUCAAAUUGUUGUUGGAUGCUGUCAAGCAAGACUUGUUGAGUGUAUGCGUGGCAUGUAAGGCAGUUUUGUAGUGCAAAGAGGACCAUGAAUGCAUGUGCCUGUGAUUAUCAUCCCUCUGUGCAGAAUGCUACUCUAGUUGGGCAUGUUUUAUUCCUGGGUGUUCCUCUUCACAUCUGCAUUGUGGAGGACAACACAAUUGUACCCUUUUCAGUGGUAUGAAAAAGGGUUUUCAUCUGCCAAGAGCCUGAACAAUAAGCACUUUUUCUCCAUCGGUGUUUUGAAGUAGAACAUUUUGGGGAGAAAUUGCUUAGACUUUUACUCUAUGAGUAAUAUGGUAUUGUUCCUAUUUGAUGCUGGUUAUUUAUGGAAGUAACCAGAAUUUGGCAAGCAUCAUUAUUUAAUCAACCUUCCUGGAUGUCAUGUAUUACCUCACAACCCUGAGAUUGUUAUGCUGCCUCUAAAUUGUACCCUCUCAAAUUUAGUUGAAUAUACAAAAUUUUUUGCCA